AUGACAUCAUCUUGGACUGCAAGGCAGAACAAACUCUUUGAACAAGCAUUAGCUUUAUAUGAUAGAGAAACUCCUGAUAGAUGGCACAAUGUUGCCAAUGUCGUUGGAAAAUCAGUUCAAGAUGUUAAAACUCACUAUGAAAUCCUCAAACAAGAUGUUCAACGUAUUGAGCAUGGCCAUGUUCCUUUUCCUCGCUACAAAACUAACACCAACAACUGA
Lathyrus sativus (Indian pea) is the source of this 219-nucleotide messenger RNA. The record is from the annotation of a GenBank genome assembly. NCBI's taxonomy places the organism in Eukaryota, Viridiplantae, Streptophyta, Magnoliopsida, Fabales, Fabaceae.